Molecule: messenger RNA, 1460 nt
Organism: Leptopilina heterotoma
Lineage: Eukaryota; Metazoa; Arthropoda; Insecta; Hymenoptera; Figitidae
Gene: Mdh1
Product: malate dehydrogenase, cytoplasmic
Exons: 5
Coding region: 302-1300 (332 amino acids)
Biological process (GO): malate metabolic process; oxaloacetate metabolic process; tricarboxylic acid cycle
Cellular component (GO): cytosol; mitochondrion
Molecular function (GO): L-malate dehydrogenase (NAD+) activity
Source: RefSeq, a predicted model, not a curated record
AGAAAAAAGAGGAAAAUUAAGAAUAUAGAAGAAAUCAAAGGAGAUUUUGAGAGAUUUGAAAAUAUUAAAUUACACAAAAGACACGAACGAAGAACUCGUGACUUUGUAAAGCUUUGCAAUAAGUGUUUUUCAUUGGUCUGUGUUUUGAGAUUAACCUCCAGAUGAUGUAGUCUUUUGAAAACUAUUUUCCAGUUUGAAAACGUCACAUUUAUUGCUCCAUCAUCAUACGAGCACAAUCUAUUUGACCUUUAGAACUUGAAUCUCUUUCUAGUUUUCACCCGGAAGAGGAAAAUACAUAAAAAUGGCGGAACCAAUAAAUGUCGUUGUCACGGGAGCAGCAGGUCAAAUUGCUUAUUCUUUGCUGUAUCAAUUGGCAGCUGGCACCGUUUUUGGACCAAAUCAACCGAUUAAUUUACGUUUACUGGACAUUCCUCCGAUGAUGGAAGUUUUGAAGGGUGUCGUUAUGGAAUUAGAAGAUUUGGCACUUCCUCUCCUGAGAGACGUUCUACCAACUGCUGAACCAGCGGAAGCUUUUAAGGAUGCUGCAGCUGCAUUUUUAGUCGGUGCAAUGCCCCGCAAACAAGGAAUGGAACGGAAAGAUCUUUUGUCAGCAAAUGUGAAAAUAUUCAAAGUACAAGGCGAAGCACUCGAUCAAUUUGCGCGAAAAGACGUAAAAGUUUUAGUCGUUGGUAAUCCAGCAAAUACAAAUGCAUUAAUUUGCUCUCAUUAUGCGCCAUCGAUUCCUAAGGAAAAUUUCACGGCAAUGACGAGAUUGGAUCAAAAUCGUGCCCAAGCUGCUUUAGCAGCACGUCUUGGUGUUCAGGUCGAUAAAGUGCAAAAUGUGAUAAUUUGGGGAAAUCACAGUUCCACUCAAUAUCCAGACGCAGCGCAUGCAACAGUCACACUCUCAUCGGGUACAAAACCAGUUGUGGACGCAGUGAAUGACAAUGAUUGGUUGAAUGGAAAUUUCUUGGAAACUAUUCAGAAACGUGGAGCAGCCGUUAUAGCGGCCAGGAAAAUGUCAUCGGCUAUGUCGGCGGCCAAAGCAGCUGGUGAUCAUAUGCGAGACUGGUGGAUGGGAACGAAACCCGGACAAUGGGUCAGCAUGGGAGUUGUUUCAGAUGGAAGCUAUGGAAUUCCUAAGGACGUUGUCUUCUCCUUCCCAGUCACUAUUCAAAAUAAACAAUUUAAAAUAGUGCAGAAUUUGGCGAUUAAUGACUUCGCUAAAGAGAAACUUGAUGCAACCUCGAAAGAGUUACAGGAAGAACGCGCUGAGGCAAAUGACGUUUUACAAAAGUGACUAGAUUGUCCAGAACCUGUUAAAGAAUCACUGACAAUAUCCAAAUUAUAAAAAAAAUUGCAGAGUUUAAUGUAAAAAGUAAUUCAAGAUUCAUUAGGUAUAAUAUCUAUUGUUGUAUUAUUGGUUGGAAAAUUAGUAAAAAAAAAAAUGUGUUACAUGA